AAAAAUUUUAGAAGCAAUCCAGAGGAUGCGGAGGUUAAACGUAGACACACCAACGAGCGCCAGAGAAGCUUUCCGGGCUGGUGGAGUAGAUCUCACCCGCGGCUGUGAUUGGACUCUUCUGGCAUCUUGCGGAUUCGAUGGAUCUAGACGAGAGAUCGAGAUAAAUGGUGGAGACAAUGGAUCCGUGGUCGAUCCAAAGACAGUUCUCGACGACGGAGACCAAGAAGAGGAGCAAGUUUACUUCGGGGGUGAAACCCGAGAUAGAGAGAGGGUAGUAGACCAUGGGUGGUUUGCGGAAGCAGAGGAUGGCGACCAAGCGAAGACGACGCUGUGGAGCGGCUAGGGAGACGGUCGAGUGGUAGAGAGUGACGGAGCUUUUGUGGUCGCUUCUAAAACCGAAAGGAGCAGAUUGGAUGUGAGCUUUUUGGAACGUGAUGAUAUAUCGCGGAUUUUCUGGUUCUGAAACUUGAGAAGAGUUUCCAGACGAACCCUAGGCUGAAGUUAAAUGGCCCAAGAUCGAUUUCAGGUCAUGCGGAAGCUGUUCUUUAUGUUUCAUUUAUUCCUGAUGGCAAGCAAUUAGCAAGUGGGUUAGGGAACACCAUUGUUAGGCUUUCGGAUCUUAAAAGUGAAAAGUCAUUGUUUACUUGCAAAUGUUAAAAGGUUCCCUCGCUAUCAUCCUGCAUUUUACUCCCCUCUGUAGCUUUCUAUUAAUAGUUAUAAAUUUUGUGUAAAUGAGUAAAAAGAAGAGCAGUUUCGGAACUCGUUUACUAAUUAAAUUAGUAAACUUUUG
This is a messenger RNA of Arabidopsis arenosa, 790 nucleotides long. NCBI's taxonomy places the organism in Eukaryota, Viridiplantae, Streptophyta, Magnoliopsida, Brassicales, Brassicaceae. The record is from the annotation of a GenBank genome assembly.